This is a messenger RNA of Cladocopium goreaui, 1993 nucleotides long. Lineage: Eukaryota; Dinophyceae; Suessiales; Symbiodiniaceae. The record is from the annotation of a GenBank genome assembly.
GGAACUUGCUGCGAACUUGAGGGUUUGGGAACGGGGCCAGCCAUGAGCUUCAAUAUCACUGCGCAGUAUUUUCUGGAUGACGUGGAGGUUCCCAAUUCGCUUGUGACUGGGCGCUUGACCAUCCAGAUGAAAUUUAUCCCGUUUCUCAACCAGAAGCGCAUGCUCCAUCCCAGGACCAAUGGAACGAUCAGUCUUUCCAAGCAGAUCGCUGAACCACAGCUGGAGGAUGGAUUGGUGCGGAUCUACCCAUUCAAUGGCUUGGAAUUGCGGAUCACCUGCCAGCCCUCAGAGGAUGCCGCAAAACUGUACCAGCAGGUUGUGGAGAGAUACGAGAAGAACACUCAAGCAGCCAGCCCAGCGCCUACGAUCUCUCCGCAAAAAUCGACAGAGGAAGCUGAGCAGAACAGGAAGAGGAAACGGCAUGUGGACGAUGUCUUCGAGCAUAUGUCCAGCCAAGGGCGAGAGGAACUCACCAAAUUUUCAGCCCCGUCGGCCAAGCGACGUGACAUCGACUCGAUGACCACCAGUGUUCCGGAGCGAAACUCGCUUGGGAGAGAGGCCGGCCGCAUCAUGCGACGAGAGCCACAGCCACCCUCCUCUGUCUUGCAGCGACGGCCUUCGAACCCUCCACAGGACUCCUCCAUCUAUGGUGGCUACCGACCAUCUUUGGCCUUUGGAUUGCAAAACCUUGGCAACACCUGUUACCUGAAUGCCGUGACCCAGGCUGUGAGCUCCUUGCGGGAAUUUGUGGAUGACCUGCGCAGCAUGCCCAAGCAGCUACCGGAGGUGACCAAUGGGGCCCUGUUCCAGCGCACGGUCGAGAUUCUGACAAGGAUGCAGGCGACCAACUCUUUGCCAGUAGCGCUGAGCCCUGCCAAGCUGCGGGAACAGAUUGCCAUUGCUGCGCCCAUGUUUCGAGGGAACGGACAGCAAGACGCGCACGAGUUCUUCUUAGAGUACAUGAAUCAACUCCACGAUGAGUUGCUUAGGGCACAUCAGGCCUUUGAGGCGAAACAUGGUAAAGGAGAGGAGCAUGUGCUGGCGACCCAGAGCCACUUUGACGCCUUGGUGGAGCGGCAGCUGACUUGUGUGCAGUGUGGUCAGGCACGCACCGUCCUCGAACGCUUCCGCGACUUCUCUUUGGAUUUCAGUGGGUCGACGCAUGCGGAGCAACUUCCUACCAUGCUGCGCAGAUAUUUUCAACCGGAGUUAUUGGAGGCCAAGUGCGAGCACUGCAAUGCUGCCGAAGCCAACCUGGACACCAAUCUCAGAGAGGCUCCGCGUGUCCUUGUGCUGCAUCUGAAACGUUUCAUGCCGGACAUGGAGAAGCAAUGCUACGAGAAGCAGCACCAAGCCGUGGACAUCCCUGGCAUGCUAGAUCUGGGAGCCACCCUCAGCGGCAAAGCUGUGAGUGCCUCUCCUCCCCGUCUCCCUGCUCGUCCGCUGGCGCCCUUGGCGCCUGCGCCUGAAUCUCCCGAAACCUCCCCUGUGAAGGAGACCACCUACAGCCAUUUGCGCUAUGGCCUGCGUGCCAUUGUGGCGCAUGAGGGCGCAUCACCCAGGUCGGGGCACUACGUGUGCUAUGCCAAAUCGUCGAGUGGUCCUUGGUUCCUCUACGAUGAUAGCCGCGUCACACGCCUGCCACAGGAGCCCAGAGAUUUGGGACGCAAGGCCUACAUGUUGUUCUACGUGCUGAAUGGAGCUGAAAGCUGAUGGCGAAGAAGGCCUGAAGCACCAAGCAGCACAGAUCAACUUUCGGUUUGGACAAAUCCUUGUAAUAAAUAGUAGAAACUGCGAAUUUUUGACCUCAAAUUCGAGGCUGUACAGUACCUGAUAGGAUACGAAUGUAGCCGUGCAUCAUGGCUGCGUUUGAGGCGUGAUGGGGUGCAGAUAUAGCUUUGGCUUUGGCAAGGCAUCGCCUUUUUUUGGGUCGUCCCCGGGGGUGGGGAAACCUCACGGGCGGCAGAGCGUGUGGGGGAAAUCACAGAGAAAA